Molecule: messenger RNA, 1905 nt
Organism: Chara braunii
Lineage: Eukaryota; Viridiplantae; Streptophyta; Charophyceae; Charales; Characeae
Source: the annotation of a GenBank genome assembly
AUAAUUGCCGACGUAAUAUACGAAAAGAUGUCUCUCACCAACGAAACCGGGAGAAACGGGUACUGGAACGAGGCCAACACGAAUCAGAAUGGAGUAGCGGGACAGGGGCUUGGCAGCAACGGGUAUAGCAGAGGGGGAGGAGGAGUGGGAAGCGCGAACAACGCAUGCUUCACAUGCGGGAAGAUAGGACACUACGCACGCGAUUGCUGGUCUAAAAGAGGACGUAGCUUUGGGAACUCACAGAACAGUCGGGAACUCGAGGAAAUGAAGGAACAUUUUAGGAUCGCGCGAAAGGAGAGGCUGGAGCUAGAAGAGAAGAGGAAACUGGAGGAGGAGAGAAGAGUGAGGGAGGAAAAAGAGAUACGACGGAACCCGGACUUCGCAAGGAAAGCAGAGGAAUUUAAACUCCAACUGCGUGCGGAGCUCCUAGAAGAAUGGAGGAAGAACCAAGCAGAGGCGUCGAGGGCAGGUGAGAAGACGAAAGGCUCCACCAAGAAGAAGAAGACGACAAGUUGGGGAAGGGGAAAGAGACGUAGGGGAAAAAGGAGGACAAGGCGAGACACAACGAGCGAUGAAACGAAAUCGGGAAGCACAUCGAAGGAGAGUGAAGCUACGACCACAACGUCUGACUCGGAUUCUGAGGGGCAACGGGCGCGUACGAAACCAAGAGGAAGACGGAAAGCAGCUAGUACGAAAGGGAAGGGAAGGAGGAGUACGAAAGAGAAGGGAAAAGAUGUAUACGGGCACACUCCACCGAGAGUAUAUGAGAAGGGCGAAUGCUCUCGACCGCGGAAGACCGGCCCGGCGGGGGCGACCGGGAAUGCAGAACCACAAGGGGAGGAAAAAGCCGAACCGGUCAUACCACUCACCGGCGGAUAUAAGGGGCUAGCAGCUGGUUGCUCGCAGAAAGGGCUAAUCGACUACUGUAUCUCUGCCCACAAGAUAUACUCAGCAAAAAAGGCAGAUGCCUUGAGGAAGAUCUGUGAGAGGAAGGGGAUUAGGUACACCAAGAAACCUGAAGUUGUGAAAAUACUGGCAAGACAGCAAGUACAACUGCCGUACGAUGGAUUCGAGGAAGUGCAAGAGACAUGGGAGAAGGGGAAAUCGUCGACCAAGACUAAGGCCUCGGGCUUGCCACGACAGGAAUUAAGAAAGGAGAAACUUACCUCGGAGAAGCCGGCGAAACAGGUGUCGUUGGCUUCACUGCCAACAAGAACGCUGAUUGGGUUAUAUAAGACGGCUGGAUUCUUCACUGAAAAGGAGACCAAGUACAGACUGCGUACGAAGCUGGAUAGGAUCAUUAAGAGGAAGACUGGGGUUAGCAUGAGAAGGAAGAUCUGUGUCAAAUUACAGUUCGGUCCUCGAAUUAAGAAGAACGGUGUUAGAGAGGCUACUGGACGGGUUAUCGAGGCUGCAGUCAAGGACAAGCACCUGGCUCUGUUCUUGCAGACCAGGAUUCGGAUUAUCUGGGUACGAAACCGGAAUGUCGUGGAACAACUGCACAACCACAAAGACUACACAACGGAGCGAGAACAAGUUUGUACAUGUAAGGAGACAGAUCUGCCCAAACACGAAGGGCAUGUACUCACCAGGUUCACGGAACUGGAGAUUCCACAAUUCGUGAGGAAUGCUAGGAACAUCACUAGGCCAGCGAACGCAUGUACAGUGGAGGCAAUCGGGAACGCGAUCCGGGAGGCUACAAAGCACCUUAAAGGUGCACCCGGACCGGAGCUAACGUCGGGUAUGGAAGGGAUCGAUCGGGAAUUCGAGAGUCCGGCUUGGACGGAUGCCGAGACACGGGAGUGGGGCCGGAGGUUCCACGGAAUCAAGGAGAUACGACCGUAAUAUGUCCGAUACUGUACCGACAUGGAUUCGGUAAAAUGUUCGCCUGCAAUGCUAACUACG